This is a messenger RNA of Anguilla rostrata (American eel), 3019 nucleotides long. RefSeq names its product sodium/potassium/calcium exchanger 2-like. The record is from RefSeq and is a predicted model, not a curated record. Gene Ontology annotation, cellular component: plasma membrane. NCBI's taxonomy places the organism in Eukaryota, Metazoa, Chordata, Actinopteri, Anguilliformes, Anguillidae. Bases 944 to 2965 code for a protein of 673 amino acids. Gene Ontology annotation, biological process: intracellular calcium ion homeostasis; calcium ion transmembrane transport. The transcript has 13 exons. Gene Ontology annotation, molecular function: calcium, potassium:sodium antiporter activity; calcium channel activity.
UUGCAAUGUCCACCGGAUUAUUCUUGAGCCACCGCACCUGUCGAUCACACCUAACUGUGCAGCCUGCUGUAACCACGGCAACUCCCUUCUAUAGAUCAACGGUUCACCCAGAAUUUGGCUUUCUCUGUGUCUCCGCUGAAACAGUGUAGGGCGUGAACAACAGAGGGAUUGAAUUUGUAGGUUUGGUCGGUAGUGUGAAUAUAACGCUCACGCUUCGCGUACGGGACAGACAGACCUACAUUUGAUACGGAUAUUGAUGCUAGCCUACUUGGGUUUGUGACUGGCUGGAUUUUGCCCUCAGCGAUAGAGGUAGGGAUGAAGGGAGAUUGGAAGUCGUUUGCUCACAGUCACUUCGAGCUCCUCCCAGCGUGGCAGGCGCCGUUCAGCAGCAUCACAUUUGUUCAAUGAAAGCGAGAGGGCACGAGAGAAAACAACGGUUUCCACUCUAACCAACUGCCAUAUCAACGCCACUUUUGCCUUCGCCAAGCAGGGGGUAGUAUGAGGAAGCCAUUUCCUGCACCUGGCCCCUGAACACACCCAGGAUCCUCUGACAUUUUAAAAUGGACAGCAGCAGCACCAUGCCUCCUCGCCUGUGGUAAAUUCAGAGUCCUUCUCUCUCUCUCUCUCUUUCUCUUUCUCUCUCCCUCUCUCUCUCUCUCACUCUCUCUCUCUCCACUUCUGCCUCUUUCUCUCUGUCUGUAUCUCUCGGUCUCUCUCUUUCUAUCUGUCCCUGCCUCUCUCCCCAUCUCUCUCCCUCUCCAUCUCCAUCUCCCUGUCACUCUCUCUCUCUUUCUGUCUGUCUUUCUCUCUCCCUCUCUCUCUCUCUCUCUCUCUGUCUGUCUGUCUCUCUCUCUCUGUCUCUCUGUCUGUCCCUGUCCCUCUCUCUCUCUCCCCCCCCCCCCCCCCUGGCGGUUGAAGAGGACAGCCGGCCCGGUGCACACUCAUGGGUCUGAAGCUCCGCGCGGCGGACGCGGCGGCCGUCGGCUCCGUGCCGGAAGAGGGCCGCGGCGGCGGGCGGCCUCGGAAGCGGCCCGUCCGCAGGAAGCUGAGGCCGGCGCGGGUGCUGUGCUUCCUCCUCGUCCUCCUCGCCGCCAGCGCCGUUGUCUCCCUCGGCGCCCUGACGUGGGUCGCCGGGGGGGACCCUCCGCCCGGGGACGGGCGCGAGCCGGGACCCGCCCCCGGCCGGUCGCUCCUCUCGGCCGAUCGGGACGAGUCGAGCGGCGGCUCCACCGGCGGCCCGCCGACGGCGCUGAGGUGGUCGAGCGGCAGCGGCGGCGGCGGCGGCAACGGCAGCUUCGAGAUGCAGGGGGACUACCCGAGCGACCUGUUCAGCCUGGAGGAGCGGCGGAGGGGCGCGGUGGCCCUCCACAUGUUCGGCAUGCUCUACAUGUUCAUCGCCCUGGCCAUCGUGUGCGACGAGUUCUUCGUCCCCGCGCUCACCGUCAUCACCGAGAAGCUGGAGCUGAUGGACGACGUGGCGGGCGCCACCUUCAUGGCGGCCGGCGGCUCCGCCCCGGAGCUCUUCACCUCCGUCAUCGGCGUCUUCAUCUCCCACAGCAACGUGGGCAUCGGCACCAUCGUGGGCUCCGCCGUCUUCAACAUCCUCUUCGUCAUCGGCAUGUGCGCCAUCUUCUCCCGCGAGAUCCUCAACCUCACCUGGUGGCCGCUCUUCCGAGACGUGUCGUUCUACAUCGUGGGCCUGAUCCUCCUCAUCGUCUUCUUCCUGGACAACAAGAUCACGUGCUGGGAGAGCAUGGGCCUGCUGCUGUGCUACUCCAGCUACGUCACCUUCAUGAAGUUCAACACCAGCAUGGAGAGCUUCAUUAAGACCCUCCUGAACCGCAACCAGGUGGACGAGGUGGAGGCCAUGCCCAAGUUGGAGUCUUCUGCAUUGCUAACCAAUGCAAGCUACACCCCCCCCGGAGAGCAGAGUCCGGGCCAAGGGGACGAUGGGACCAAGCUGUCGGCCAGGCCCCGCCUCCAGAGAGGGGGUAGCUCUGCCUCCCUUCACAACACCCUGAUGAGGAACAGCAUAUUCCAGCUGAUGAUCCACACCCUGGACCCACUGAGUGAAGUUUCCUCAGAAUUUGCGGAUUCCGAGCUCGGGACGUACGGAAAGCUAAAAUAUUAUCAGACAAUGACCGAGGAAGGAAAGUUUCGGGAAAAGGCGUCCAUUCUCCACAAGAUGGCCAAGAACAGGUGCCCAGAAGAUGGGGACAAGUCUAACGGGGUCCCGGGUCACACCGACAUGAACCUUCCCAACAGCUCCAGCGUGGAGCUGGAGGUGACCCCCCCUAUGAACGGCACAGCGGGACAGGACACGAGUGAGGAGGACGAGGAUGAAGACCAGCCCCUCAGCUUGGCCUGGCCAGAGACGCCUCGUAAACGCAUCACCUACCUUCUGAUCCUGCCCAUUGUGUUCCCCCUGUGGCUCACCCUGCCGGACGUCCGGAAAGAAAAAUCCAGAAGGUUCUUCCCCGUCACUUUCCUCGGCGCCAUCUCCUGGAUCGCGGCGUUUUCUUACCUCAUGGUGUGGUGGGCGCAUCAGGUAGGAGAAACCAUUGGGAUUUCGGAAGAGAUCAUGGGACUGACCAUAUUAGCAGCCGGGACCUCCAUCCCAGACCUGAUCACCAGCGUCAUCGUGGCCCGGAAGGGGCUGGGGGACAUGGCCGUGUCCAGUUCUGUGGGGUCCAACAUCUUUGACAUCACAGUAGGCUUGCCGUUUCCGUGGUUACUCUACUCCCUCACGCACGAGCUGAAGCCGGUGACGGUGAGCAGCAACGGCCUGUUCUGCGCCAUCGUGCUGCUCUUCCUCAUGCUCAUCUUCGUCAUCAUCUCCAUCGCCUCCUGCAAGUGGCGGAUGAGCAAGCUGCUGGGGCUGAUCAUGUUCCUGCUCUACUUCAUCUUCCUGGUCAUCUCCGUGAUGCUGGAGGACAAGGUCCUGGUGUGUCCCGUCUCCAUCUGAGGCAUCCGCCCCUCCUCCGCGGUCCGGACACCCUCGCGCGGGACGGGGAGACGG